UUGUAUGUGUUCUUAACCCGACCAGCCAAAACCAGGAGACGGACCAUCAGACAAUAAGACAAUAAGACAAUGAAAGUUCUUGAAGUUUUCUAGACCCCCAGCCAGGAGUCAAAUAGACGUGCUGCAGACAUAUCAUAGACCACUUUCGAAGAUCUCACGCUGUUAUAAUGAAGGGGAAAAUUUAAAACCACAGAAAGAGACCUUGAAGACAACCAAGAUCCGCCACAAGACCACAGUGGGGAACCUCCACCUCAAGACCCACUACAAGCAGACACUGAUCGCUCUCAAGGCCGAAAAAAACUCAUACUGGUGUAAUAUAAAGCACCAUCGAGAGACUCUGAGGACAGCCCAGACCCACUAACAAAGAGAACACAAAGAACAAGCUGAAGAACCUCAACCUCAAGAAGAGCAAGAAACAGCUCAUAAUCUUUUAAAAACCCGGAAGACCUUCGAAGACCUUCAGACGUCGUGCCUCAAUAAGAAAACAACAACGUCAAGUUGAACCUCAACUCACGAAGAAUAAGAAACAAGCAGAGAUCUUUCAAAGAACCCCCAAAGACAAAGACAUAAGAACGAAACAGAAAGCCUCAAGAAGACCAUCAUGCCUCAAUAGGAAGACCACAAAAUCACAGUAAACCUGAACCUCACAAAGAACAAGAAACAAGCAAAGAUCUUUCGAGACCCACCAAAGACCUAAGGACGGAACAGCGCGCCUCAAACAGGAGAAAGAAAACAACUCUUUAUAUCAAUCCGUCAAGAAUCCCCAAAGACCUAUUGCGAAGUAGUGCCUCUAGGUCUUCAGCGACACGAUGGCCAGCGACGAGAAGGCCAAGGAGAGCCACAGAGAGCCUUGGCAGCCUUCUGGAGGAGAGGUGGGGCAAAUUCCACUACAUGAGGACAGUCCCCCAGCCUACCACACCAUGUACCCCGGGGUAGCACCAAGGCCUUCUCUCAUACCACCAAAAGAAACUUGUAUCGACACAGACAACUUGGCGGGGGGAGAGAUGGAGGCGCAGAAAAAUACACAAAAGGAUAUGUGGGUGAAGCUAAAAGGGGAGAAACAUGGCGACCUUCAGGGUGAUCAGAAGCCAGCAGAAGACAAGCAGAAGAAGUUGGAGGUCAAGACUCCAAUCAUCGUGUUCUCCAAGGAAGCGAAAGAACGGCUGCUGAAGAAGACCCACGGAGCCCGCGACACCCUCAGUGACUUCUGCCGCAAGACCACCGCCCACGGGUUCCACCACGUGAUAGAGGAGGACCUUCCCCUCUUCCUAAGGAUCUUCUGGCUCGUCGUUACUCUAAUAAGCCUGGGUAUCCUGCUGUCCGUGGCCUACACCAUGACCAAGGCGUCCUUUGUGACCAAGCGCCCCAUCACGGAGGUCACCUACAAGGACAGCAGGAAGGACGGACUCCCCUUCCCCGAGUUCACCGUCUGCAGCCGGUCAGGGUUCUGGAAGUCCAAGAUCGAGAAGCAUAACGUGAGCACCUCGCUGGCCUCGUACCUCCUGCUAGCUGUCGGGGGCCCGGACGUGGUAAGCAACACCCUCAAGACGGACAAGCGUAUGGUGAGGGUGUUCCAGCAUGAAUUGACUUCCUUCCUAAAGAAUCGGAACCUCACACUGAGCCAGAUGAUCACCCUGCUGUCCCCUACGUGUGAGGAGGUGAUCGUGGGCUGCUUUAACGAGGUCGAGUCAAUUUCAGGAAAGACGUGUUGCGAGACCAUGUUCAGGCCCACGAUCACCACCCUGGGUAUGUGUUACUCCACGCUGACCAGAACCAGACCAGACCAGCCCAUCAGGCAGACCACGGCGGGCCUCAUCGGCGGCACUCGCAUCAUCUUCUCCAUCAACCUUAACGAGUACAUGGAGUACGACCCUAACGUGCUGGCAACGACCGCCCUGGCAGAGGUUGGCAUCCACGUGUCUCUCUCCCACUUCGACAUGACCCCCACUGUGGCUUCCAACAUGCACGCCGUCCGCAUAGCCCCCGACACCUCCGCCAACAUAGCGCUCUCCGUCACCAGGAUAGAUCACCAGGAGCGCUAUCUACGGGACUGGCCCUGGAGCAGUGAACACCCGAGCUGCGUCAAGGAGGAGGAAUACCUACACCUGACGGAGGCGAGGAAGAUGUACACGGAGAACAACCUCUACUUCACCCUCAUGUACCGCCACUGCCUCUUGCUCCAUGCCAACUGCUCCGCCAUCCCCAUGCGGCUCACGGAUGACGAAACGGCGGAGUGCAUGCCAGACAAGAUCCUCCACCACCUGUUCCUCUUGACUGACGAACAGGUGAGGAACUGUGUCCUCACCAACCUCAACCAGUCCGAGAACAGCUCCAACAAGCUGUGCUACACCACCUUCCUAACCAAACAACUCAGCUAUACAACACUCAAAAAGGACAGUCUGCAGGAUCUCCGUCAGUCCCCGAACAACUCCUUGUCAAUGGCGGUCGUUUACUACUCAGAAUUGGGCUACAGAGAAUACUACGAGAGGAUUCCCACCUUCUCCACCUGGUUCAGUGAUCUCGGUGGACAAAUGGGGCUGUUCCUUGGAGCUUCCUUCAUCACGUUGGUGGAACUGUCCUUCACUGCCUGUUAUGUGGUGCGUCUGGUGGUGUGGCGGGCAGUGAGAGCAGUUCACGCAAGACUAAAAGCAGCUAUGACAAUGUUUUAAUUAUGUGUGUGUGUGUGUGUGUGUGUGUGUUAGACUAUCAAUUAAAAACAUCUCCUUUCUGCCCUGUGUAUAUUGCUAAAAAGACGAAAAAGAAAAACGUCACAGUUCUGUCUUCUGUAAAUUGUUAGGCUAAAAUGAUAUAAUUAAAAGCGUCGCAAUUCUGUACUCUGCAUAUUGUUAAGAUAAAGACAUGAUGAAAAGCGUCUCAGUUCUGUAUUUUAUAUAGCAAGGAUAAAAAGAUAAUAAAAAGCGUCUCAAUUCUGUCCUUUUUAUAUUUUAGGAUAAAAAUAUAAUGAAAAGCGUUUCAGUUCUGUUCUGUGUAGCCCUACUGUUGAGCUAAAGAGAUAUAACAGAAAAGCAUCUCAGUUAUGUUUUUUUUAUAUAUUGUUAGGAUGAAAAGAUAAUGAAAAGCGUCUCAGUUUUAUCCAUGUAAAUUGUUACGCUUAUAGAAAAAUAUGGAGAAAAAUGUCUUAGGUCUGUUCUGUGUAUAUUGCUAGGCUUUGGAAGACACGCAAAUAAAUGUCUUAAUUAGCCUAUCUCCUAAGUAUACUGUUUGGCUUUUAAAUAGACGUAAAGUAUCUGGAUUCCAUGUGUUAGGCUAAAACAACGUAUUUUUAAGUCCUUUUUUUGUCGUUUUGUUAGGCUAAAAAGACGAAAUCAAAAUCGUUUCAAAUCUGUCCUUUGAACAUUGUUAGGCUAAAUAACCGUCAUGAAAUGUUUUGGUAAGCUAACAAAAGAUUCCUAACUAGGUUCUUUUGUUAGGUUCAAGAGACGUAAUGAAGUUUAAAUUAUGUACUAUAUUCUAUAGUAUUAAACUAAAACGACGUUACAAAACUUCUAUUAAAUCAUUUUGUUAAGCUAAAAAGAAUGGCGUUUCAGUUGUCAAUUGUAUAGUUAUGCUAAAUUAACAUGUAUAAAAGUGUCUCAACUGUCCCUAGUAUAUUCCGAGGAUAAAAAAAAAAUGUAAAUUCCUUUCAAUAAUCUAAAAAGACAAUA
Messenger RNA from Eriocheir sinensis (Chinese mitten crab), 3665 nucleotides. RefSeq names its product acid-sensing ion channel 2-like. NCBI's taxonomy places the organism in Eukaryota, Metazoa, Arthropoda, Malacostraca, Decapoda, Varunidae. Gene Ontology annotation, molecular function: ligand-gated sodium channel activity. The transcript has 12 exons. The record is from RefSeq and is a predicted model, not a curated record. The coding region runs from base 810 to 2669 and encodes 619 amino acids. Gene Ontology annotation, cellular component: membrane. Gene Ontology annotation, biological process: sodium ion transmembrane transport.